CCUGAAGAUGACUGAAGGAGGAGGACCUGGUUUUUCAUAUGUGGUUCUGAAGAUCCACGUGCCUUUUAUAUGAGAAAAGAUACUAGUGUAUUUGAGACACAAGGUAGAAAACCUUUUCUGCAUGCCAAGCGGAGGAGACCACUAAAGAAAUCAAAUUUUGUACAUAACUGAGACACAUCAUGGCGGAAGGUUACUGGACCUUGUUCUGUGAUUGUUCAACUGAGUCUGGAAUUGAAUGCAGUUCUGACAUUGCAGCCAUUAUCAAUCCAGAUUCAUGUAUCAACAAUAUUGCGGUCAUUGCAGUUGAUAUCUUGCUUCUAUUCAUCUUGUUUUGUAUCUUCAUCUAUAGAACAUUAUCAAAGAAGGUUAUAGCAUCAUCAGAGUCUUACACCUUCUCUGCUGUGUCAGUUGUUUCGGCCACUUUCAAUGCCUGUUUGUCUUUGGCCUAUUUGGGUUUUGGGAUAUGGAAAAUGGUCGAGAAAGUAAACACAGAUCAGACUUUUUUACCUCUGCAUGGAUGGCUAGUGUUUUUCUUUCAGGGGUUUACUUGGUUUAUGCUGGGAUUAACCAUAAACCUAAAGAAGCCACACCCUCCCCACAUUGCAAUAACAAAAGUUCUUUCAAUUCUUGGCUUUUUUAUUGCAGUUUUUCUUUGUGGUUCAUCAAUUUGGGAAGCUAUUCUUGAUGAAGCAGUAUCGGUUAUGAUUGUUUUGAACAUUCUUUGUUUCCCUGGAUCAGUUCUCUUGCUUUUUAGUGCAUUUGAGGGAUGCAAUGUUGCUAAAGGUGAUCCACAAGUCCAUGUUGACAAUGCUCUGGACACACCUCUGCUGGGUGCAAAAUCGGAUAUCGCAGGUGAAAUUACUUCAAAUCAUGACAAUGUUACUCCUUUUGCAAAAGCUGGUUUAUUUAGUAGAGUGUCAUUUUGGUGGUUGAAUCCAUUACUGAAAAAAGGAAAGGGGAAGAUUCUUGAGAAUGAAGAUAUCCCACAGCUGAGAGAAGCUGAUCAAGCACGAACAUUGUACUUGAUGUUUAAGGAGCAAGUGCAGAAAAGGAAGGAAAACAUUUCAUCUGAUGAUGAACCUUCUAUUUUGUCCACAAUUUUUUUCUGCCAGAGGAAAGCUAUUCUGAUUUCUGGUAUCUUUGCACUCAUCAAGGUUCUCACACUGACCAGCGGUCCACUGUUUCUGAGGGCCUUCAUUAGGGUUGUUGGAGGAGAAGCAGCUUUUGAAGGUGAAGGCUAUGCCCUGACUGCUGGUCUCUUUGUGGUUAAAGUCGUGGAGUCAUUGUCGGAGAGGCAAUGGUUCUUCAGAACUAGACUUAUUGGUCUCCAGGUAAGAUCAUUGAUAUCAGCAGCAAUAUAUCAGAAGCAACUAAGACUCUCAAAUGCUGCCAAGAUGACUCAUUCUCCUGGUGAGAUAGUGAAUUAUGUGAGCGUGGAUGCUUAUAGAAUCGGUGAAUUUCCAUUCUGGUUUCAUCAGAUAUGGUCCACAAGUCUUCAGUUGCUUCUUUCAUUACUUAUCUUUUACUACUGCGUGGGGAUAGCAACUCUUGCAGCUAUAACUGUAAUCAUAGUGACUCUGCUGGGAAGCUCUCCAUUAGCAAAGUUGCAGCAUGAGUAUCAAACUAAGCUCAUGGUAGCACAGAACAAGAGGCUGAAAGCCAUUACAGAAGCGCUUUCCAAUAUGAAGAUUUUGAAGCUGUAUUCUUGGGAGACGAAUUUCAAGAAGGUCAUAGAAGGGUUGAGAACAGAAGAACUCAAAUGGAUAGCUAAAGUACUGUCACAAAAGGGAUAUUACAAUGUUCUAUUCUGGUCAUCUCCUAUUGUGGUAGCAGCUGUCACUUUUUGGACAUGCUACUUCCUGGGAUUUACACUCUCUGCUAGUAGUGCUUUCACAUUUCUAGCAACUUUACGUAUUGUUCAGGAGCCAAUCAAGCUGAUCCCGGAUGUUUUUGGAGCAUUUAUCGAAGCCAAGGUUUCAUUCUCUCGGAUCGUGAAGUUCCUUGAUGCACCAGAGUUGGAGCACAGAGAUACAAGGAAAGAGAGCAGUGAAAAAGAGGUUGAGCAUUCCAUUUUGUUUAAAUCCUUUGAAAUUUCAUGGGAUACUGAUGCUACAAAGGCCACAUUGAGGGACAUCAAUUUGGUGGUAAAACCAGGAGAAAAAGUUGCUAUUUGUGGUGAGGUUGGCUCAGGAAAAUCAACCCUUUUAGCUGCAAUUCUCGGUGAAGUUCCACGGAUCAAUGGUGUUGUUGAAGUAUACGGCACAAUAGCAUAUGUAUCUCAGUCUGCAUGGAUCCAAACAGGAACUAUACAAGAAAAUAUACUAUUUGGGACUCCCAUGGAUCAUGUAAGAUAUCAAGAAACACUUCAAAAGUGUUCCUUGGUAAAGGACCUUGAUAUGCUUCCAUUUGGGGAUCGCACUCAGAUAGGAGAAAGAGGUGUCAAUCUAAGUGGCGGCCAGAAGCAGCGGAUUCAACUUGCACGUGCACUCUAUCAAAAUGCUGAUGUCUACCUCUUAGAUGACCCUUUCAGUGCAGUUGAUGCCCACACUGCGACCAGCCUGUUCAAUGAAUAUGUCAUGGGAGCUCUGGCUGAGAAGACAGUUCUGCUUGUCACACACCAAGUUGACUUCCUUCCUGCUUUUCAUUCAAUCUUGUUGAUGUCGUCGGGGGAAAUUUUAAAAGCAGCGCCUUAUGAUGAGUUGCUAGCUUCUUGUCAUGAGUUCCAAGACCUUGUGAAUGCAAACAAUGACACUGCUGGUUCAGAGAGGCCAAAUGAAAAUGCUUCUACAGAAAAACUUAAAUCAUCUGCAAAGGAGAUUGAGAAAGUAACCACUGAGGUACAGCUACAAGAGUCUGCAGGGGAUCAAUUGAUUAAGAGAGAAGAGAGAGAAACAGGGGACAUUGGUUUCAAGCCAUACAUUCAGUAUUUGAAGCAGGGCAGGGGAUUUUUCAACUUCUCCUUGUCAAUUUUUCUCUACUCGAUGUUUAUAGUUGGGCAGUUACUUCAGUUUUAUUGGUUGGCUUUGAACAUUCAGGAUUAUAGUGUAUCCAGAGUCAAACUCUAUGCAGUUUAUUCUGUGAUCAUGACUGUCAUGAUAGUCUCUUUGCUCAUUCGAUCUUUCUUUAUAGUAGAUUUAGGAGUUGGGGCAGGAAAGUCCAUUUUUUCGACACUACUGAACUCUCUUUUCCGAGCACCAAUGUUGUUUUAUGACUCAACACCUGUGGGAAGAAUACUUAGUCGGGUGUCGUCGGAUAUGAAUAUCAUUGACCUUGAAGUAGCUUUCAAGUUGAUAAUUGCUGUUGGGGGAACCUUGAACACAUACAGCAUAUUUCUAGUACUGGUUUAUCUUACUUGGCCGAUGGUGUUUCUAGUUGUCCCCACAAUCUAUAUUACUAUGCUCUUUCAGAACUACUACAUGGCUUCUGCAAAAGAGUUGAUGCGAAUGAAUGGCACAACUAAGUCUGCACUUGCAAGCCAGCUUGCCGAAUCUAUUGCUGGAGCCCUGACAAUCAGAGCUUUCAGACAGGAGGACAGAUUCUUCACAAAAUACUUGGACUUUAUCGAUGCAAAUGCUAGCACUGAUUUCCAUGGUUUUUCCACAAAUGAGUGGUUGAUCGAACGCCUGGAAUUGCUAUGUGCUAUUGUUCUCUCAGCUGCAGCACUUGCCAUUACUUUAACUCCAUAUUCCUCUUCUUCCUCUGGGUUUAUUGGGAUGACACUGUCAUAUGGUCUCUCCUUAAAUGUUUUCCUCGUAAUUUCUGUCAAAUUUCAGUGCAUGCUAGCAAAUUCAAUCAUUUCUGUAGAAAGGGUAGAGCAAUACAUGCAUAUUCCAAGUGAAGCCGCAGAAGUUAUAGAAGACAACCGACCGAUGCAAAAUUGGCCUACUGUUGGUAAAGUGGAAAUACAUGAUUUAAAGGUUAGAUAUAGGCCAAAUGCUCCUCUCGUUCUUCGUGGGAUAACUUGCACAAUUGAAGGAGGGUACAAAGUUGGAAUUGUUGGCCGGACUGGAAGUGGAAAGACAACUCUUAUCAGUGUUUUGUUUCGACUUGUAGAGCCUACAGAGGGAAAGGUCAUUGUAGAUGGUUAUGACAUUUGCACAAUUGGACUUCAUGACUUAAGAUCAUGUUUUGGGAUCAUCCCUCAAGAUCCCACUCUAUUCAGUGGGUCUGUGAGGUUCAAUCUUGACCCCUUAUCGAAGCAUACUGAUCAUGAGAUAUGGCAGGUGCUUGAGAAAUGUCAGUUACGAGAGGCCAUUCAAGAAAAAGCAGAGGGCCUGGAUUCUUUAGUUGUACAAGAUGGAACAAACUGGAGCAUGGGACAGCGACAACUGUUCUGUUUGGGGCGCGCUUUGUUAAAGAGGAGCCGAAUACUAGUGCUCGAUGAAGCUACUGCAUCAAUGGACAAUGCAACAGAUUCUAUUCUCCAGAAAACUAUAAGAACAGAAUUUGCUGACUGCACUGUAAUAACAGUGGCACAUAGGAUACCGACUGUCAUGGACUGCACCAAGGUGCUUGCUAUUGCUGAUGGUAAACUGGUAGAGUAUGAUGAGCCAACAAAGCUGAUGAACAAUGAGGGAUCAUUAUUUGGGCAGCUUGUCAAGGAAUACUGGUCUCGUUCUGCCAAUGUCGGCAUCCACUCUGAAGAUUGAUAGUGAAAGGUGUUGGGGUGUUCUUGAUUCUUUAGUACAGCUCUGCCUUGUUGGCAGCAUCCGGCUUUAAAUUCUAUAAAAUCUUGUUGAGUUAGAAUGUAAUAAGUUGAUGCAUUAUUUAAAAGCUAAUAAAAGAAAUGCUCAUGAGCCUUUCAUUGGCUGGGAAAUAUAGUUUCUUCCCCCUUCAA
Rosa rugosa (rugosa rose) is the source of this 4837-nucleotide messenger RNA. RefSeq names its product ABC transporter C family member 10-like. Bases 180 to 4649 code for a protein of 1489 amino acids. Lineage: Eukaryota; Viridiplantae; Streptophyta; Magnoliopsida; Rosales; Rosaceae. Gene Ontology annotation, biological process: transmembrane transport. The record is from RefSeq and is a predicted model, not a curated record. Gene Ontology annotation, cellular component: vacuolar membrane; plant-type vacuole. The transcript is spliced from 12 exons. Gene Ontology annotation, molecular function: ABC-type transporter activity; ATP hydrolysis activity; ATP binding.